AUGAGUCUGGGAAUCAUGGAAGAGGAAGAUCUGGCCGAGUACUUCCGGCUGCAGUAUGGGGAGCGGUUGCUACAGCUGCUACAGAAGUUCCCCUCCAUUGAGGAGCAGUUGGAGUCUCCAUCCAUUCGGUUAUUGGAGAAGAAGAAGGAGGCCAAGGUCGUGCACCAAGCCAUGGAGGAGAAGAAGGAGACAUUUAAACGCAAGAUGGAAGCCUUGAAUCUGCGCUGGGAGGAACUUGGCAUCAAGGAGGCCCAGCUGAAGUCUCACAUCCAGAAGUUUGAGCAAUUCAUCCAGGAGAAUGACCAGAAGCGGAUCCGCGCUCUGAAGAAGGCCAACAAGGAGCGAAUGCUCAAGCGGCAGCGCAUGCGGGAGCUGACCAAGGCCAAGCAGGAGUUGGGGGCCCUGCGGCUGGAGCACCAGCACCUGAGUUCCAAGCUGCAGGGCUACUCCGUCUUCAACAAGUACUUGGAGCAGGUGGUGGAGAGCUCUGAAUUUGAGGAGAUCCAUGAGGUGAUUGCGCGCUACAAGACGCUGGUGAGCAUGCACCACGACCUCAUGCAGUCGGUGCAGCAAGGCCAAGAGAAGAUCGAGCGCGCCAAGGCGCGGCUGGUCCACUACAUGGAGGAGAAGAACGAUGAGAUCCUGCAGCACAACAAUGAGCUGGCGGAGCUGCAGAUGCGCUUUGACCGUGCGCGCAGCGACGUCAUCGUCUGGGAAUCUCGCUGGGCUCACAUCCAGAACACUGCCGCCAAGAAAACCCUCCUGUUGGGCACCAUCAAGAUAGCCACACUGAACCUCUUCCAGAUCGUCAACAAGCAGCUGAAGGAUUCGACUGUUGUGUCCCUGGAGGACACGCAUAAGCAGCUGGACAUGAUCCAGCAGUACAUCCAAGACCUGUCGGACAUCUGGGCAGAGGUGAAGAAGAAGAAACAACAGCAAAUCCGGAUUUAA
Molecule: messenger RNA, 951 nt
Organism: Elephantulus edwardii (Cape elephant shrew)
Lineage: Eukaryota; Metazoa; Chordata; Mammalia; Macroscelidea; Macroscelididae
Gene: CCDC42
Product: coiled-coil domain containing 42
Exons: 7
Coding region: 1-951 (316 amino acids)
Biological process (GO): spermatid development
Source: RefSeq, a predicted model, not a curated record